CACCACUGCUUUACCAGACCACUGGUCUACACUGAUGAUCUGUGGACCUAAAGCAGGUCAGAUUUUUAUUGAGACGAGUGAUGUCUACACGUUAAAGUCUUAGCCAAAAAUAAGUCUUUGUGUGUUCACAUGGACAGGCAUUCUCCAUGAAUGCAUUUAUUUAGAGAUGAUAAAUCUAUAUUAUUCUAUAAAAGGAGAUAUUGGGAAUAUAUUUCUGGUUUGCUAUGAAGAAGAUGAUCACUAUUCUUCUACACCUGACUGCGGUGUUGGCGAGGACAGCAAGCAUUGAAGAUUCACCUGUGGAUAUAUUACAAGAUAUGAACUCUGUUUAUCCCAGAGAAUGCAGCUUUAUCUUCAUACUGCCAGAACCUGUGAAGGACACAACAGAAGAACAUGAUGAUGAAGGUAACAGUGUUAAGAAAGAACAUGCAUGCGGGAGGCAAAGGCGCUUAAACCAGCGAAUCAAACACCUGGAGCUUACUUUGGAUAGUUAUACUCGUCGUCUCCAAAGGAUUGAGGUCUAUGUAAAGGACAGCCUGACAGACAACACAAUGCACCUGUGGAAUAGCGCUGUACAUAGUGAUAUGAUAGCCAUGCUGGAUCUUGGCACCAGAUUGCUUUCCCAGUCAACCCAAUACAUGAGGACACUAACAGAAAUGGAGACACAGGUUUUAAAUCAGACAUCUAGACUUGAGAUCCAAUCAUUGGAAAGCUCCUUGUCCUCUGGCAAACUUGAGAACAAACUUCACCGGCAAACCAAUGAGAUUCAUCAACUCCAGGACACGACAGACACCCUACAGCAGCGCAUGCGUGACAUGGAGAUGCAUCAAAGCGCAGAACUGAGCUUGGUUAAAAGCGAGCAGACUGAGCUCCAGAGACACCUGGCUUCCCAGAGCUCCUCCAUACAGAACCUUGAGCUCAAUCUAAAUCUGAUCAUCACCAACAACAGCGCCCUCUAUCAGGAGCAAAUGCAACUACGCAGUACCAUCAAUGAUCUGCUUCAAAUCUGCUCCAAGAACAUAGUGCGUCUAAAUGUUUUCAAAGAAACGGAUGAACAGAGAAAAUACAAAGACUGUGGCGAACUCUUCAGGGCUGGAUUUACAGAGAGUGGAAUCUACACCAUCUACAUUAACAUGCAUGACACCCAUAAGGUCUAUUGCAACAUGGAGAGUGCUGGUGGGGGCUGGACCGUUAUCCAACUCCGAAAAGAUGGAACGCUGGACUUCCACAGAACCUGGAAAGAGUAUAAAAUGGGCUUUGGGAGUCUGUCCGGAGAACACUGGCUGGGAAACGAAUUUGUUUAUAAGUUAACCAGUCAGAAGCAGUACGCUCUUAGAGUCGAGCUGGUGGACUGGGAGGGCAAGAUGGUUUUCUCACAGUAUGACAAGUUUAACCUGGGCAGCGAGAAACAAAACUACAGGUUGUUCCUGAAAAGCUACAGUGGGACUGCUGGCAGGCAGAGCAGUUUGGUGAUAAAUGGGGCUGAUUUUAGUACAAAAGACGUGGAUAAUGACAACUGCAUGUGCAAGUGUGCAGUCCUGCUCACAGGCGGCUGGUGGUUUGAUGCCUGUGGUCCAUCUAACCUCAAUGGGAUGUACUACACCACUGGGCAAAAUUCAGGGAAACUUAAUGGCAUCAAGUGGCAUUACUUCAGAGGUCCCAGCUAUUCUUUACGUGCCACCACCAUGAUGAUCCGUCCAUUAGACUUUUGAAAUACACACUGAAAAUUCCCAAGGUUACACCUUAGGUUGUACUGUAUAACCAGUUUAUUUUUGUGGCAUUAAGCCUGUGUGGGAAUGUAUGACAUAUGUUACAUUUCUUUCGUUGUUUUCUUUACACAUUAUUGUCAUAACUCAUUUUAUUUUCUGUUGUUUGUAAUGCUUUCUUAAGUUCAUUUAAAAUUUACUGGAAUUUCUAUUUGGCCAGAAAAAAUGGUACUGAAAUAUAAUGUAUGCUCAAGCAUCUUGUGUAAUUUACACAAGGAAAAUGAGACACUAGUUACAGUAUAUACAGCAGGGAAAAUUAGUAUUUGACACAUCAGCAUCAGUAAGGGGAUUUCUAAGUGGGCUAUUGACACAAAAUGUCCACCAGAUGAAGCCAUCAAACCAAAUAUUGAAUUCACACAAAUAAAUCAGAACAUUUAAGUAUACAAGUUGAGUCAUAAUAAAUACUUUGUAGAAAAGCCUUUGUUGGUGAUUACAGCUUCUAAACGCCUCUUGUUUGGAGAGACUUUUGCUCGUCUGCAUUGCUCAGGAGUGAUUCUGGCCCAUUCUUCCACACAAUGGUCUUUAUAUCUUGAAGGUUCCUUGGGCCUCUUUUAUGAACUUUGAUCUUCAGUUCUCUCUAUAGAUUUUCUAUGGGAUUUAGGUUAGGUGAUUGACUGGGCCAUUCAAGCAACUUGAUAUUCUUUCUUUGAAACCACUUCAUUUUUUCCUUGGCUUUGUGUUUGGGAUCAUUGUCUUGCUGAAAUGUCCACCCUCUUUUCAUUUCCAGCUUUCUGGUAGAUGGCAGCAGAUUUUAUCCAGAAUGUCCCGGUACAUUUCUCCAUUCAUCCUGCCUUCAAUAAUAUGAAGUUUGCCAGCUGAAAAGCAGCUCCGAACCAUGAUGCUUCCACCCCAAAACUUAACUGUUGGUAUUGUGUUCUUGGGGUGGUGGGCAGUGCCAUGUCUUCUGCAAACAUGGUGACUGCCAAAAAGUUAAAUUUUGCUUUCAUCUGACCAUACUAUAGUCUCCCAAUAAUCCACAGGCUUCUACAAAUGCGCUUUCGCAAAAUUUAACUGAGCCUCAACAUGCUUUUUGUUCAGCAAUGGAGUCUUGCGUGGUGAGCGUGCUUAGUUGCCAUGGCGGUUCAGUGCAUUGCUUAAAGUUUUCUUUGAAACAACAAUACCUGCUGAUCCAAGGUCUUCCUGAAGUUCUGCCCGAGUGGUUCUUCUGCUCUUGGAGGAACUCUCUUGAUUAUUCUUUGGACUCCUCAGACAGGGAUCUUACGUGGAGCACCUGAUCGUGGCCGGUUUAUAGUGAAGUGAUGCUCUUUCCAUUUCCGAAAAAUGGCUCCCACAGUACUCACAGGAUCAUUCAGCAUUCUGGAAAUGCGCCUAUAAUCAUUCCAAUCAAAAUGCUUUUCAACGAUAAGAUUAUGAAGAUCUUGAGAGAGUUCUUUGUUUUUACCCAUUAUUAAGUGUGCCUCCUGGGUAAUGAGAAGCCUUUAUUGGCCAUCAAUUAGGACUAAAGCAGCUGAUAUCAAUUAGUACUGAUAGGGGGCAGGGUUUCUCUCUCAAUACUGACAGAUUUCAGGUGAUCUCCUGGCUUUCUAUGCCAUUUUGAACCUUGUUCUCUUCAUAUGUUCAAUACUUAUUCCCUAUGUCAUUUCACUUUAUUUAUUAUGACUCAACUUGUAUACUUAAAUGUUCCGAUGUCUUUGUACUGUGUGAAUUUAAUAUUUGGCUUUUUGGAGUUACGUUUUGGCAAAGAUUCUUCAUAGAAUAAUAAAUGUGCAUUAAUUGUGAACUAUUAGUGGAUUUUGUAUCAUGCAAGGUAUAUUUUUAUACAUUUUAAAGCAUUUAACUGUACCAAGCUGAGAGAACAUGUCAUCAAUAAACGCUGAAUAUUACAGAAUGAUGUGUGCAGUAACUGUUAGUGGUUGUAAUCUAGUGAAACUGAAAUGUUUUCAAAUGUAAUUUGAAUAAACUGUUGACAAACCAACCAAGCAAAGUUAUUUUCCAUGUUUGGUCUGGCCUGACUUGAUUUAUAGGCUUUAGAAGAAACGACUCUUUGUUUGUGCAAGCAUGUCGCCCUACAAAAAUGAAACUGUAUCCUCAAAACACAGCAAAGGUUAAUGAAAGUAUGAAAGAUAUCUGAGAUAAUUGCUGAAAAUGUAUUAGCUUACUGUAAAAGUG
Paramisgurnus dabryanus is the source of this 3896-nucleotide messenger RNA. RefSeq names its product angiopoietin-1-like. Gene Ontology annotation, biological process: blood coagulation. The record is from RefSeq and is a predicted model, not a curated record. NCBI's taxonomy places the organism in Eukaryota, Metazoa, Chordata, Actinopteri, Cypriniformes, Cobitidae.